Drosophila subpulchrella is the source of this 557-nucleotide messenger RNA. Its product is annotated as putative OPA3-like protein CG43998. Gene Ontology annotation, cellular component: mitochondrion. The transcript is spliced from 2 exons. Lineage: Eukaryota; Metazoa; Arthropoda; Insecta; Diptera; Drosophilidae. The coding region runs from base 34 to 495 and encodes 153 amino acids. The record is from RefSeq and is a predicted model, not a curated record. Gene Ontology annotation, biological process: regulation of lipid metabolic process.
UUUUAAUGCGGACAAAAUUCAAAGUUACGGACAAUGGUGAUCGGCAGGUUCCCAGUGGGAAAACUUUUCAUUUUUGGCCUGAAACGGGUUAGCAAGCCAUUUGGCGAUCUUCUGAUGUGGAUGGGCAAGCACCAUCCCUUCAUCCGGCAAUACGUCAUUAUUCCGCCGGCCCAGCUUUAUAAUACCAUCGAGGUUCGUUCAAAGCUCCGAAUGUUGCGACUGAAACAACCCAGGCGGAUUCCACGUCUCUCACCUCCGAUCGCCACCAGAUUGGGUGCCGACAUGCUGAGCGAGGCCUUCGUUUUCUGCAUUGGUCUCGGUCUUAUAUACUACGAGAUUUCAAAAACAUAUACAAAAAAUCAGAGGAAAGACCAGGAAAUUGAGGAUCAGAAGAGAGCUCUAGAUGAACGCGUUGACUGUAUCGGUGCGGAUGUGGAGCGGCAGCAAAAGGACAUCAACUGGAUCAGGGCAGCCCUGCUUGACUUUGAAAAAUAAUGGAGUUUGUAAUAAUUUUUUAAGGAAUGUAAAAUCUGCUUGUUGGCGGGAAAUAUACAUAU